AUGAGCGCGCAAUCCGUGAGCGAAGAACACCUUGAUGUCCUCACCAAGAAUGGAGAAAAAACCGGCAUCUCUAAGACAAGAAGGGAGCUUCAGGAGGAACUCGGCAUUACACUUCGAAAGGAUGCAUUCGAGUUGCUAUUUGUCUUUCUCCAAGAAUGCACCAUAAAUGAUGGGAAAUAUAUUAACAAUGAAUACAACGACGUGUAUCUUGUCACUACAAUAGAUCCGAUUCCAUUGGAGGCCUUUACUCUUCAGGAAUCUGAAGUUUCAGCUGUUAAAUAUGUAUCUUUGGAAGAGUACAAAAGCUUGUUAGCAAAAGAAGAUCCUCAAUACGUGCCUUAUGAUGUCGAUGGCCAAUACGGCCAGCUCUUUGAAAUUUUGUCUAAAAGGUACAAACAAAAUGAUGAAACACGCGCAUUGGGUCUACAAAAGCAGCUCAACCGUUAUGCUCGUGUUUCCCUUGAUGCAGAGUUGGUGGGGCUCAGUGAUGGCGACAAGGAAGCUCUGACUUCGCUUGUUAAAGCUGCAAAAUUAAUCGAUGAAAUUUUCCUCCUUCAGGUUUGGUACAGCAAUCCAUCGUUAAGAGAUUGGCUACAGCUGCAUGCAGAUGAAUCUAACCUUAACAAAUUGAAAUGGAUGUAUUAUCUUGUCAACAAAAGCCCAUGGUCAUCUUUGGAUGAAAAUGAGGCAUUUUUGUCAACUGCAGACUCGGCUGUGAAGCUUCUUCCGGAAGCUACUAAGCCAGUGAGUGGAUGGAAGGGAGUUGAAUACAGAACGGCAUUUCCUGUUACAAUUCCACCUGGUGCAAAUUUCUAUCCACCGGAUAUGGAUAAAACGGAAUUCGAAUUGUGGAAAAAUAGUCUUCCCGAAGAAAAACAGGAAGAAGCAACGGGCUUUUUCAGUGUUAUCAAAAGGGAAAGCGAGAGAAUAUUGGAUAAGUCACUUUUGCCAAACACCACCUCUAAUAAUAGCACUAAUGGUGCUCACGAUUUGUAUAUUGUCCCUUACUCGGAAGAAUACAAUGCUUUCCUCAAGAAAGCUUCUGAUUUGCUGCAUAAGGCUGGGAACUCAGCUAGCUCUUCCAGUUUGAAGACGCUUUUGCAUAGCAAGGCUGAUGCUUUCCUAUCGAAUGAAUAUUAUGAUUCGGAUAUUGCGUGGAUGGAAUUGGAUUCGAAGCUGGAUGUCACUAUCGGCCCAUACGAGACGUAUGAAGAUACAAUUUUUGGAUACAAGGCCACUUUCGAGGCGUUCAUUGGAAUCAAGGAUGAUGAGGCAACAGCUCAAAUCAAACUGUUUGGCGACAAUUUGCAGGUUUUGGAGAAGAAUCUCCCCGUGGACAGUGUUUACAAGUCAGAAGACGUGACUGCAGCCCCGAUUCGAGUCAUCCGUUUAAUUUACAAUUCAGGGGACGUGAAGGGCCCACAAACUGUUGCGUUUAAUCUUCCCAAUGAUGAGAGGAUUGUAAAAGACAGAGGGACCUCUAUGGUCAUGCUCAAGAAUGUUUCGGAAGCAAAAUUUGAGCUUAUUCUUCAACCUAUAGCCAAUGCAUGCAUAGCUGAGGAACAACGUAGUUACGUGGAUUUCGACUCAUUUUUCACUCACACCAUUUGUCACGAGUGUGUUCACGGCAUUGGGCCUCAUACAAUAACGCUGCCCGAUGGGAAACAAUCAACCGUGAGAUUGCAAUUGCAAGAACUUCACUCGGCUAUGGAAGAAGCUAAAGCUGACAUUGUUGGGCUUUGGGCCCUACGGUUUCUUAUUAACGAGGUAGCUCUUUGUUUCCCUACCAAAAAGGUAUCUGGCCAGAAUUUACUGCCGAAUACGUUGAUCAAAUCCAUGUACGUCUCGUUCCUUGCCGGUUGCUUCCGCUCUGUACGUUUCGGCCUGGAGGAAGCUCACGGGAAAGGGCAAGCUUUGCAGUUCAAUUAUUUAUUCGAAAAGGGUGCGUUUCUUAUGCAUCCUGACGGAACAUUUUCUGUCGACUUUGAGAAGGUCGAGGAAGCAGUCGAGAGAUUGAGUCGGGAGAUUCUUACUAUACAAGGAAAAGGCGAUAAAAACGCUGCAAAAUCUCUCCUUUCAAAGCACGGUGUGCUUACACAGCCGCUAAAAUCCGCGCUCGAUAAAUUGCAAGACAUUGAGGUUCCGGUGGAUAUAUUGCCGGACUUCCCGAUUGCCGACGAAAUUUUACAGAAGAGCAUCUGAUGAUUGGAACAAGAAUGAAAGGCAAAUUAUUUAUAAUUUUGUGGAUAAUUCGUAUGGUUGAAAUAAAUUUCCUGGUGUGUUUAAUUUUUGUAAAAUAAAAUCGGAUUUUUGGUCCGAACUCCCAAUAAUCUCUAGUCAAUAAAUGCGACCUCUAAAGCAAAAUUGUCACUACGUUAUAACAUUUUUCUGUUUAAUGCAUUGUAAAAUUUAGUUACUAUAUUACAGCUCGAGCUCGAGAGCUUUUAUUGAGUCGAGCUCAGCUUGUUGUUUAUUGAGUCGAGCUCAGCUUGUU
Messenger RNA from Striga asiatica, 2494 nucleotides. The record is from the annotation of a GenBank genome assembly. NCBI's taxonomy places the organism in Eukaryota, Viridiplantae, Streptophyta, Magnoliopsida, Lamiales, Orobanchaceae.